ACCUCAGUGCUACGAGCACAGCAUAUCGGGGGCGAGUUUUUCGUGCACGCGCGCGUUUUCGCGGUUUAGGCGGGGGAGGGAGUUCGAUACAACACCGGUGUGCACAAAGCCGACACUUAUUUUGUGGGAGCCAUGGGUUUGUUACAGCUAUGUGCAGAGCUCUUCCACACAUCCGACCUUUACAAGGUGCUCUGUGUGGCGAAGGAGGCGUCGGACGCAGAGCUGCGGCGUGGUUAUUAUAAACUCUCCCUGCAGGUUCACCCAGACAGAGCACCGGAUGAUCAACAGGCCACCAUCAAGUUUCAGGUACUAGGAAAAGUCUAUGCUGUGUUGAGCGACAAGGACCAAAGAGCGGUGUAUGAUGAGCAGGGUGUAGUAGAUGAAGAGGAUUCGCUUAACCAAGACCGCAACUGGGAAGAACAUUGGAGAAGGCUAUUUCCAAAGAUAACGUUGCAGGACAUAAUUGACUUUGAGAAGCAGUAUAAGGACUCUGAGGAAGAGAAGCAGGACUUAAAGAGGCUCUACCUGCAGCAUGAGGGAGACAUGGACCGCAUCAUGGAGUCAGCACUGUGCAGCAGUCAUGAUGACGAGCCUCGUGUGCGGGACAUCCUGAAACAAGCCAUAGAUGCUAAAGAUGUGCCAGCCUACAAAGUCUUUACUCAUGAAAGUGCCAAGAAAAAGGCCAGACGCAGGAGGAAGGCAGAGAACGAGCAGCAAGAGGCAGAGGAGCUCCAAAGAGAGAUGGGGCUGAAUACAGAGGAUAGCCUAGUGGCCAUGAUCCAGCAAAGACAGAAAUCCAAAGAAAAAGAUUUUAACUCGCUCAUCUCAGAUCUGGAGGCCAAGUACUGCAAGAAGUCUUCCAAGGGGAAAAGAGCCCAAAGUUUCAUGAUUGGAACUGAUCUCCCAGCAAAACCGUCAGGAAGGCAGUAGGUGUAUGUAUUUCUUCGGUUGCACCAACUCCAUACUGCAUAUCUAUAUCAGACCAAUGUAAAUAUUAAAUUGAAUACACCACAGUCAUACAUGAAUGAGUGCAAGUGUGUAACACCAUUCAUUGAAUUUUUCCCAUCAUGUAUGACAAACAAUUUAGACUAUGAUAAGUUCAAAAUGAUCCUACCCUUCUGUCAGCAAUUCUUUAUUCACGUUUUGAGGCACUUGUAUGUAUAUUGAUUUGGACAAAGUCUAAAUGUAAUAAACAUUACUUUUUUCAUUGAA
This is a messenger RNA of Ictalurus furcatus (blue catfish), 1212 nucleotides long. It is a transcript of the gene dnajc9, whose product is annotated as DnaJ (Hsp40) homolog, subfamily C, member 9. The transcript is spliced from 7 exons. Lineage: Eukaryota; Metazoa; Chordata; Actinopteri; Siluriformes; Ictaluridae. Gene Ontology annotation, cellular component: nucleus; cytoplasm. The coding region runs from base 133 to 930 and encodes 265 amino acids. The record is from RefSeq and is a predicted model, not a curated record. Gene Ontology annotation, molecular function: heat shock protein binding.